GCGCCCCUCGGGAGAAUGGAGGCGGGGGCGGCGGACCUCGCCCGCGGGCAGCCGGAGGACUCGGAGACUUCCCCGCGCCGGAGGGGCAGGGGUGCGGCGAGCGGAGCCCCCUCCCCCUCCCCCACACACACCCCGCGGCCAGGGCGCAGGCGCAGGCGCACGGGGUGCGGCCACGGCGGGGAGGGCGGCGGCGCGGGGCGCGGGAAGAUGGCGGCAGCGGCGGCAGCGGCGGCGGCCGAGCAGCAAAGUUCCAACGGUCCUGUAAAGAAGUCCAUGCGGGAGAAGGCUGUCGAGAGAAGGAAUGUCAAUAAGGAGCAUAAUAGUAAUUUCAAGGCCGGAUAUAUUCCAAUCGAUGAAGAUCGCCUCCAUAAAACGGGAUUGAGGGGGAGAAAGGGCAAUUUAGCCAUCUGUGUCAUUAUCCUCUUGUUUAUCCUGGCUGUCAUCAAUUUAAUUAUAACACUUGUUAUCUGGGCUGUGAUUCGCAUUGGGCCAAAUGGCUGUGACAGCAUGGAGUUUCAUGAAAGCGGCCUGCUCCGGUUUAAGCAAGUAUCUGACAUGGGAGUUAUACAUCCUCUUUAUAAGAGCACAGUGGGAGGAAGACGAAAUGAAAACUUGGUUAUCACUGGCAACAACCAGCCUAUUGUUUUCCAGCAAGGGACAACAAAGCUCAGUGUAGAAAAGAACAAAACUUCUAUCACCAGUGACAUUGGUAUGCAGUUUUUUGACCCGAGGACUCAGAAUAUCUUAUUCAGCACAGACUAUGAAACUCAUGAGUUUCAUUUGCCAAGUGGAGUGAAAAGUUUGAAUGUUCAAAAAGCAUCUACUGAAAGGAUUACCAGCAACGCUACUAGUGACUUAAAUAUAAAAGUUGACGGGCGUGCUAUCGUGCGUGGAAAUGAAGGUGUAUUCAUUAUGGGCAAAACCAUUGAAUUUCAUAUGGGCGGUAAUAUGGAGUUAAAGGCAGAAAACAGCAUCAUCCUAAACGGAACUGUGAUGGUUAGCACAAGUCGCCUACCUAGUUCCUCCAGCGGAGACCAGUUUGGGACGGGCGACUGGGUGCGCUACAAGCUGUGUAUGUGUGCAGAUGGGACGCUCUUCAAAGUACAAGUGACAGGCCAGAACAUGGGCUGCCAGAUCUCAGACAAUCCCUGUGGAAACACUCACUAGAAGAACCCGAGAGGUCACCCACGUGUUCAUAGCGUGACUUUUUUUAAGAGUGUGCAUGCAAGUCAUGUUUUUAGAGAGUUCGCGAUAACUCUCACCUACAGAGCACUACUGUACCUAUUAUGUAAUCUCCAUAUUUAAAAGAUUCUCAGCUUAAAUUUGAAUACAUUUCAUUAAGUUGCACUGAUCUUCAAAUUACAGUUCUAAAGUAAUUAUCAGAAGUGAAUACAAGCAAAAUUCAUCUUGAAAGAAGUAUUUUUAAAAUCCCGCUGUUCCUUGUCUAAAGGAUAAAGGGCUGAAGCAACCGUUCAGACUCACUCUAAGUACAUUUGGUAAAUGGGGAUGCACCCACUUAAGGGGACUGAAAGGUGCACCGUUAGUAAAUGUUACACGCUCUGUCUUUUGGCUUCUGAGAGAAUGGUCUCGGAUUUUUAGUGCAUUAAUUUUCAGCUGUGUUCUCAAUGCAAGUGAAAUCAUUAAAGAACGUCACAUAUGUGAUUGGUAAGAAA
Molecule: messenger RNA, 1673 nt
Organism: Mustela lutreola (European mink)
Lineage: Eukaryota; Metazoa; Chordata; Mammalia; Carnivora; Mustelidae
Gene: SGCB
Product: sarcoglycan beta
Exons: 6
Coding region: 16-1167 (383 amino acids)
Biological process (GO): muscle organ development
Cellular component (GO): sarcolemma; sarcoglycan complex
Source: RefSeq, a predicted model, not a curated record